UACCAAACCAUAGACACUAAUACGUUCCUUUCCGGUUUUCAGUUUCAUUCCAUCAUUGAUCGUUCUUUUCCAAUGCAAGUAGUAAGCGACGAAGCCAUCAUGACGACGAGGGUGCAAUCCCUCGCCCAAUCGGGUCUCUCCCGGGUCCCACCCCAAUACAUCCAACCUCCUCAAACCCGACCCAUCCGUCACGCCCCACCCGAAUCCGACUCCGACUCCGAAUCCAUUCCGGUCAUCGACCUCUGCUCCUUCGACCCCACCCAACGCGCCUCCACCCGCGACUCCAUCGCACGCGCCUGCCGCCACUGGGGCGCCUUCCACGUCACCAACCACGGCGUCCCCCCUUCCCUCCUCGCCUCCCUCCGCCGCGCCGGCCUGUCCUUCUUCUCCGACACCCCCAUGCCGGACAAGCUCCGCUACUCCUGCUCCGCCGCCGCCGCCUCCGAGGGCUACGGCAGCAAAAUGCUCGCAACAACAACAACAACAACAACCUCCGAUCAAAACGGCGCCGUUCAGGUCCUCGAUUGGAGGGAUUACUUCGACCACCACACGCUCCCCCUCUCUCGCCGGAACCCUACCCGGUGGCCGGAGUCUCCCUCCGAUUACCGUGAGCUGGUGGCGAGGUACAGCGACGAGAUGAAUGUUCUGGCGCAAAAGUUGCUGGCUUUGAUUUCGGAGAGUCUUGGGUUGCGAGCUUCGUGCAUUGAAGAUGCUGUUGGGGAGUUUUAUCAGAACAUUACGAUUAGUUAUUACCCUCCGUGCCCCGAACCGGAUCUUACUCUCGGGUUGCAAUCGCAUUCUGAUAUGGGAGCAAUCACGCUUCUGAUUCAGGAUGAUGUGGGGGGUCUUCAGGUUCUCAAGGGUAGUGACAAGUGGGUCACUGUUCAGCCUUUGUCAGAUGCUGUUCUUGUUCUAUUGGCUGACCAAACUGAGAUUAUAACCAAUGGAAAGUACAGGAGCUGUGAGCAUAGGGCAAUUACUAAUCCUGAUAGAGCAAGGCUCUCUGUGGCAACAUUUCAUGACCCUGCUAAGACAGCCAAGAUCUCCCCUGCUUCUGAACUGAUAAACGACUCAUCGCCGGCUAAAUACCGUGAUGUUGUUUAUGGAGACUAUGUUUCAUCAUGGUAUACCAAAGGCCCUGGAGGAAAACGAAAUAUUGAUGCACUUGUACUGGAUUCUUAGGUUAAUGCUUUCUUCUCUCCAUGUCUUCAUGUCUUGUAUCUUGUGGGUGAAAGGAAGUAAAAUUACCGUCUUCUGCCAAAAAGUUCUGAUACCAACUUUCAUAUGAAUCUCGGAAUCCAACUCAAACUGAGAAUGGCACCAAUUUGUCAAUUUGAACAAUAAGUUAUUCAAAGUAUAAUAGAAAUUGAUAUUUGAUUGUAAUUUCUCUCUCCUUUUUUGUUCAAGCUUUCAAGAGGGUCCAUAUACUUAACAGCAUGUUUAAGUCUAAUGUAGUAGAGUUUCUAUAGUUAUUGAACAUUGAUAAUUUCAAAGACCAAAAAUAAAAAGCAAUCAACGUAGGCUGA
Glycine soja is the source of this 1526-nucleotide messenger RNA. Its product is annotated as probable 2-oxoglutarate-dependent dioxygenase ANS. The transcript has 2 exons. The record is from RefSeq and is a predicted model, not a curated record. NCBI's taxonomy places the organism in Eukaryota, Viridiplantae, Streptophyta, Magnoliopsida, Fabales, Fabaceae. Bases 73 to 1182 code for a protein of 369 amino acids.